UUGGGACAAUAGAUGUCAGCGGGUCCUUGGAUGCUGCUGCUGAUGCAGCCUAUGGUGCGUGAUUGCAUUGCAUUGUUUAUUAUUGAGAGGCAGCUGACACGAAUCUGGAGGAAAAGAGCAUCCCUCCUUACGCUGUUCAUGACCUCCUCGUCUCCUCUCUGUCAGUCGGCACGUUCCUCACAUAUCAUGCUAAGGUGGCUUCUACCAGCUUUUUCCCCUCACUUGGUGCGCACACGGUUUGAGCGUACGUGCCUACCAUGAGUGUUAUGGUGAAUCGGACUGUCAAUGCAGCGAGAGAAGGCAUAUCUAAACUAAGGUAAUGAUCGAGAGAGGAGCCUCUUCCUGUAUUUGCACCAGAAGAGCCACAGCCGCCCGUGUCAUGUGUAUCAGUGUAAUGCUUUCAGGGUUUGAGAUUAGCUCCAGACUGGUCGCUCUCACUCACAGAUAGGGAGCUGUGGGGUUUGUGGCAAUACUUCUCAACAAUAACCAUCGUAUUCUGGACAUCUAUUGCAUUUGAAAUUGUUCGUUCCGUCUCAAUGUCAUAAUGGACAGGUUGCACUCCUCCAUGCGUAAAAGGCUCUACAGUUUGCCACAGCAUAUUGGACAGAAAGCUUCUAUUAUGGGCGAAGGAGAAGACGGCGACAAGGACACCCGGAGGAAGAGUAUUAGGAUGAAACCCUUGCCGUCACCAACCUCCAGAGGAAGCUUCAAAGGCAUUGGGGAGACCAGAAGUGGAGACACGGUGAUCAUGGAGACGGACAUUGGAAGACCAACGAAGACCAGUUUAAACGGAGAUUGUCGGAGAUUUCGUGGCAGUCUCUCCUCCAUCACCAGUCGGCAUGUGCACGACUCAGACUCGGCGGAGCAGAGGCGCCUCAUCACGGAAGGGGACGUCACCCCGAGCGAGGAGAGCCCCCCCGGAGCUAUUGGCGGCGGGGUGGACCAGGGUGCGCAAGGCGCCAGCGGGGGUGGUGCUGGUGGUGCCCAACAUGCUUCUCUUGACCAGGAAUCAGGGUUCAUAAAGUUGGAUGGCAUUGAUCAAAUUUUGCCAGACGACGAGAGAUUGUACCAGGCAGGAUUCAUACACAGGCAGUUUGGGGCAAUGCUGCAACCGGGGGUCAACAAGUUCUCCCUAAGGAUGUUUGGGAGCGAAAAGGCGGUGGAACGGGAACAAGAGCGGGUUAAAUCCGCCGGAUUUUGGAUAAUUCACCCUUACAGUGAUUUCAGGUUCUACUGGGACCUGACCAUGCUGCUGCUGAUGGUGGGGAACCUGAUCGUCAUCCCGGUGGGCAUCACCUUCUUCAAAGACGAACACACGCCCCCCUGGAUCAUCUUCAACGUGAUCUCAGACACCUUCUUCCUCAUGGACCUGGUGCUCAACUUCCGCACGGGCAUCGUCAAGGAGGACAACACCGAGAUCAUCCUGGACCCACAACAGAUCAAGAUCAAGUACCUGAGGAGCUGGUUCGUGGUGGACUUCAUCUCCUCCAUACCUGUGGACUACAUCUUCCUCAUCGUGGAGACGCGCAUCGACUCAGACUUCUACAAGACGGCCCGGGCGCUGAGGAUCGUCCGCUUCACCAAGAUCCUCAGCCUGCUCAGACUGCUCAGGCUGUCCAGGCUCAUCAGAUACAUCCACCAGUGGGAGGAGAUCUUCCAUAUGACCUAUGACCUGGCCAGUGCCAUGGUGCGUAUCGUCAACCUGAUUGGUAUGAUGCUGCUGCUGUGCCACUGGGACGGAUGUCUGCAGUUCCUGGUUCCCAUGCUGCAGGACUUCCCCCAGGACUGCUGGGUGUCCAAAAACAAAAUGGUGAACGACACAUGGGGCCAGCAGUACUCCUACGCCCUGUUCAAAGCCAUGAGCCACAUGCUGUGUAUCGGGUACGGCAUGUACCCUCCUGUGGGCAUGACGGACGUGUGGCUCACCAUCCUCAGCAUGAUCGUGGGCGCCACCUGCUAUGCCAUGUUUGUGGGUCACGCCACUGCACUCAUCCAGUCUCUGGACUCCUCCCGUCGGCAGUACCAGGAGAAGUACAAACAGGUUGAGCAGUACAUGUCAUUCCACAAGCUGCCGGCUGAUAUGAGGCAGAGGAUCCAUGACUACUACGAGCAUCGCUACCAAGGCAAGAUGUUUGACGAGGAGAGCAUCCUGGGAGAACUCAACGAGCCACUCAGAGAGGAAAUCAUUAACUUUAAUUGUCGAAAGCUGGUGGCUUCCAUGCCACUGUUUGCCAACGCGGACCCCAACUUUGUGACCUCCAUGCUGACCAAGCUGCGCUUCGAGGUGUUCCAGCCUGGAGACUACAUCAUCAGAGAGGGCACCAUCGGCAAGAAGAUGUACUUCAUCCAGCACGGAGUGGUCAGCGUUCUCACCAAGGGCAACAAGGAAACCAAGCUCUUAGACGGAUCCUACUUCGGGGAGAUCUGUCUGUUGACGCGGGGUAGAAGAACAGCCAGCGUCAGAGCAGACACCUACUGCCGUCUGUACUCUCUGUCUGUGGACAACUUCAACGAGGUCCUGGAAGAGUACCCCAUGAUGAGACGGGCCUUCGAGACCGUGGCUCUGGACCGGCUGGACCGCAUAGGGAAGAAGAAUUCCCUCCUGCAGCACAAGGUGCAGCAUGACCUGAGCUCCGGCGUUCUCAACUACCAGGAGAACGAGAUCAUCCAGCAGAUUGUGCAGCAUGACAGAGACAUGGCCACCUGCGCCCACCUACUCCAGAACAUUCCUCCACCUCAGCCCCCGUCUUCGGGGCACACCCCCGUCAUCUGGGCUCCCCUCAUCCAGGCACCCCUGCAGGCUGCUGCCGCCACCACUUCUGUUGCCAUCGCCUUGACGCACCACCCCCACCUCCCACACCUCCCCGCCGCGCUCUUCCGCCCGCCGGUCACGGUCCUGGGCUCCAGGAACCUCCAGGACCCUCCCCCUGAUCGGCUGAAGAAGUUCCACACGUGGGCGCCCACCUCCUCCAUGGGGCCUGACUCCCCUUCCAGCACCCCAUCUAAACUGCACUGCUCUGGGAUGGACACAGCCCUGCUGGCCUCCUUCCGGGCCCACCACACGACUCAGGGGUCAGGGGCAGCCAGCUCCAGUCAGCAGGCGUCCAGCAGCAGUGGAACCCAGCCUGGGCCUACCGGGGCCUCCGCCUUUCCCUUUGGGCCUUUCUCCUCCUCUGGGGGCUCUCCCUCCCACAGCACGGCCCAGAGCACGGCCCAGCUUCACUCACAGCCCCAGACGCAGCAGCCAUUCCGCUGCACCACCCCGCCUCUCGCUGCCCUCUUCCAGCAGGGAGCCAUGGGGGGAGCCGUGGGGACAGGGAUGGGUGGAGCAACAGGGGGAGCUAUAGGGGGGGCUACAGGUUGGUCUUCAGGAGGCGCUACCGGAGGUGAAAUAGGGUGGGUUGCUGAGGGGGCCACGGGUGGGAAAAUAAGAAGGGCCACUGGUUGGGGUAGACGUGGGUCUAUAGAAGGAUAUACUACUGGAGGGCAUAUAGGAGGAGCCACUGAGGGGUAUUCAGGAGGGGCUAGUGGUGGGCACAUUAGAGGAACUAGUGGAGGCCAUAUAGGAGCUGGUGGAGCAAUGGGAGGGGCAGCUGGAGGGCAUAUAGGAGAGGCAAUGGGAGGGGCUACAAGUGGAAUGACAAUUGGAGUUCUGGGUACCUCUAGUUCUGGUUGUAGUAUCAGCCCCCAGUCCACUGGUUCAUCCAGCAACAUGAACCCCUGUCAGCUGCUCCACAGCCAGCUGCCCCCCAAGCCUCCACAGGUGGGCUCCCUGCAGCAGUUUGCAGGCGGGGGUAGGACUCCUUGUGGGUUCUACCACCUCCCCCCUCCAGGCUCCCCAUCCUCCUCCUCCACCCAGCAGGCCCCAGAGGGCUCCCCGUCUCCCCUGACUCAGUUCAGCCUGGCAGGCUUACAGUCUGGCCUGGUCCCUCAGCUGUCCCUGGAGAGGUCUGCCCUGGCCUCGUUGGCCCAGUACGGCUCAGGUAACGGCUCGCCCUGCUACACCCCCCUGGGGCCUAGCCCCACGGUCCAAAGCCCAGUCACAGGAAGGACUUUCCACUACAGUGACUCGUCCAGUGCCACGGGGUCCCACAGCUCUCUGCUCAUGCCCCAGACCUCCCUCCCCAGCCAGCAGCACACAGCCGGCAGUGAGUCUCUGCUGGGGCUGGGCAGCUUCUCUGAGGAUAUGAAACUAUUGUCCUGUUCUAACCCCUCCCUGCCCCAGGAUGUGGCCCAGGCCAUGGGAUACUCCUCACUCCCACGCUCCUCACCCCCUCGCACCUCGCCCCCACGCUCCUCCAUGGAGCCAGGAUACUGCCUCUCCUCGCCCUACUCCUCCCCCAUCCUAGUUCCAAAACCCUGUAGCUCGGUGUCAGGGCACAUGGCUCCUCCUGUCCCUGCCCAGAUGUCUCCAGGACACCUGCAGCACCAGACUCAGUCCCCCGUGGCCUCCCCGGCCCUGCCGCCACGGAAAGGCUCGGCAGCCCACUCUGAACUAGAACCUGUCCGCUCCAAACUAACCUCCAAUUUGUGAGGUUUGAUCACACCCUCCUGUGCACCCUCCCUGGACUAGUACACAAACGAUCUUCCUGUAUGAUGUCAUUCUUUUUUAGGCUUCACUGUGUUCUAAUCGUUAUCAUUUCCACCAUCUUAAUAUUACUGUGAUUUUAAAAGAUGACACUUAACCAGGUAACUUCGAGCUCCCUAGUCUACUGCUCUUUCUUUGUUUUUGUUUUGUCCUCGUCCCUUUUUUAUUCAUGCGUAUAUACAUAGAAAUAUAUUUAAAAUAUAUGCUAAUCAAGGGACAGGAGGGUGUGAACAGAAAAUGAUAUCCAUUUAAGAGAUGGUCAUUUCUUUGUUUCUAACUAUGCCAAAUUCAUAUGAUGGGGUUUGGUUUGAUGGUUAGAUUGACAACACAAUAGUACUUUUUUGCAGGAACCUAUGCACUAAUACCUGCAUGUAUAGAAGCUUUUUUGUGUGUUUUAAAAGAACAGAAUCAACCAUUUCAGCGGAAAAUACAUGCUUCAAUAAGAGCAGACAAUGUAUUUUUUCAUCCUAUACAGGAUCACAUAUUGUUGAUCCUUAAUCAUCUAUUAUCGAUUAUAUUACUUAUUUAUCCACUGUAUAGACUUUACGAAACCUUCCGAGGUGGAGAAGAGAUUUUAGGAAACCAAAAAGACUUGGGGUGAUCAAUCUGCCUCCUCUUUGGCCUGUGUGUCGUUGUAUUGUCGUAGUAUUGGGGGGUGUUGAGUGGGCUACAGGCCCUCCAUCCCUGUAGUGAGACAGUAUGAUGUGUUAGUGAUAGGCUUCCUGCAGUGUCCUCAACCCUGUCCUAACAAAUUCACUUUGUCUUCCAAGCUCAUCAUGCCGCAAAUGUUUUGGAUGGACAAGGACAAGUUGAGCCCUGCAAUCUGUGUGCUAGUGGACAGAGUGUGUGCAUUUAUGUGUGUGUGAUAGUGACUGAGUGUGAGUGUGUGUUUGAGUGUGUGUCUGUGUGUUUAAGAGAUAGAGAGAAAGAGAGGGAGAGUAGUCUAAUGCAAGGCAAGAGCUUGCCAGACUAACCAAGGGGGGUUUUGCCUUUUCACAAAACUAGGACUACCAUCCCAGCUUGUGUGUGGAGUUGUGUACCUCCAGGACCCUUCAAUCUCUCAAUGCUAGAAAAGACUACACUCACUAGUGCUCCCAGAGCCGUCAAUCACACAUACUUCACAGUCAGAUAAUGUAGCAAACACACAGGAAAUAGACAAUUUGGACAUAAGCAAUUACGUUUAUUAUUGUAAUGAUAUCAGAUACCUGUGUGCUGCUUGAUAGAAAAGAUCUUACCACUCCACAUUACUAUCCACAGCUGCUAUACGGUCAACGUAGACAUUCUCCCACAUUGAAUGGCAGUGUUCAGUUAAACAUGUUGAAUGUAUGUACAUUUCAUUUAUUUUUGUUUAGAAUAAAUAUGGGUUAUGCAGUUUUACAUCAAGGAGGUACAGACAGGAAGACGGGUCAUGACAGAAUAGAAAUGGUAGUUGUGGACAAUUUCAUAGUCCUGUAUGUUGAGAUUAAUCCCAGCGGACAAGAAUGGUUGAAAUUACAUAAUUCCAGCCAGAUAACAUGACGUAAUUUCAACCGAAUAUCUUGACGUCAUUUCAACCAGAUAACAUGACGUCAUUCCAUCCAGAUAACAUGAUGUCAUUCCAUCCAGAUAACAUGACGUAAUUUCAACCGAAUAUCUUGACGUCAUUUCAACCAGAUAACAUGACGUCAUUCCAUCCAGAUAACAUGACGUCAUUCCAUCCAGAUAACAUGACUUCAUUCCAUCCAGAUAACAUGACGUCAUUCCAUCCAGAUAACAUGACUUAAUUUCAACCAGAUAACAUGACUUCAUUCCAUCCAGAUAACAUGACGUCAUUCCAUCCAGAUAACAUGACGUCAUUCCAUCCAGAUAACAUGACUUCAUUCCAUCCAGAUAACAUGACGUCAUUUCAACCAGAUAACAUGACGUCAUUCCAUCCAGAUAACAUGACGUCAUUCCAUCCAGAUAACAUGACGUCAUUUCAACCAGAUAACAUGACGUCAUUCCAUCCAGAUAACAUGACUUAAUUUCAACCAGAUAACAUGACGUCAUUCCAUCCAGAUAACAUGACGUCAUUCCAUCCAGAUAACAUGACGUAAUUUCAACCAGAUAACAUGACGUCAUUUCAUCCAGAUAACAUGACGUCAUUCCAUCCAGAUAACAUGACUUAAUUUCAACCAGAUAACAUGACGUCAUUUCAUCCAGAUAACAUGACGUCAUUCCAUCCAGAUAACAUGACUUAAUUUCAACCAGAUAACAUGACGUCAUUCCAUCCAGAUAACAUGACGUCAUUCCAUCCAGAUAACAUGACUUAAUUUCAACCAGAUAACAUGACGUCAUUGCAUCCAGAUAACAUGACUUAAUUUCAACCAGAUAACAUGACGUCAUUCCAUCCAGAUAACAUGACGUCAUUCCAUCCAGAUAACAUGACGUCAUUUCAACCAGAUAACAUGACGUCAAUUCAACCAGAUAACAUGAUGUCAUUUCAACCAACCAGCUGUAUGCCUGGCUGUAUGUUCUGUAUAGACAAGUAGCAGUAAUCACCUCUGCCUCUCUCCACAGCCCAUCAUAAGGAGCAGCAUGUUACCCUGGGUUCAGACAGCUAGGUCCAUCUCUAUCUCAGUCACACCACUCAGCCACAACACUCUUUUUUAACAACACCUCUGACCCGUGUAAGGCCAGCAUGAUCUUGUUGACAGAAGUGCACAGUGACCACACUCUAGUCUCUCAUUACUACCUCCCUCAGCAGACCUGUAACAAGGGCUAAUCACACACACACACACCCAUGCACAUGCAUACACACACACAAGCCAUGACAGUCUCCCAGUGCAAAUUGCAGUGCUGAAUUGAAUUCAUUUGAACAGGACAGUAAGAUUUCUAUUGAUUAAAAGGGCUUUUAAAAUGAGUUCUGUUCUCCCAUUGGAGUGAAUGCAGAUCUAAAGUAUCGGUUUUAAAUCGUCUCUCUUUCUCUCUCUCCCUCUGUUUGUUGUUGUUGUUUUACACCUGGUCUCCGUCUGCAGCGAGGCGCUAUCUAUCUAGAAAGCUCUGAAAUAUUUAUUCACUAUGGGUGUCUGUCUGACGUGUGGCACCUGCCUCUCUGACAGGUCGGCUGACGGUGGGAAACCCACAGACAUCACCUCAGACAGACAAACAGACAGGAAGGGAGGGAGGGAGGGGGAUGCGUUUAUUCUCUCAGAUAGAACACUCAGCAGCGUGAUUGGCUGGACACAGGGAGGGAACAGGGAAGUGAUCAGCUCCAGUGGAGGAAUAUUGAUGUCUAUAGUGUGUACAGUGCAAUCGUUAAAGCCUGUGACUGCUGGAGCUGUUAAAACACGAAGCUAAUAGACUGCCGUGGCUGUUUCACAUCUGAACAAAAAACAACAAGAACCUCAAUCGGUUUGUUUAUUUUCCACAAUAUGACCUCAUUAAGUCUGAGUUGGGAAAUGUGACUACUUUGGAUCGGGGUUGAGGGAGCUAGUGGUUGAGACAGAGGAGUAAAUGUGAGGAGACUCUGAUAGAUUGAAGGAAUGACGUGGUUGGACAGACGGUCAGGGCGCUGACAGGUAGACAGGCAGCCCAUGGGGUGCGCAGGCUGACGAGCUGCUUGUUUUCUGGGGGACGUUGAAGGCACGUCACCCCUGCCUUAUGAUUGUUCCUGAGCGCUCGUGGAGGUUUGUGGGAGGCAGGAGGAUAUUGAUUUGUGGGUAUUUGAGGCAGCUUUGGGUGUUGCUGAGGUAACGGUGUGUGUGCCUGUGCGUUUGUACAUGUGCGUGUGUCUGUAGGAGAGAUCUCAGCCCAGCGUGUUCAGCCCAGUGCCAGGGUCGAUGUCUGGGAGUUGUCGGUGUCUGAAGAUGGGUGGGCAGGGAAGGCACAGGUCAUGGCUUAAAGAGAGAUAGGCACAAGACAGUGAUCGAUUAGCUGGGUCUGGACCUGCCCUUGAAGACCUGGGCCAUUAUCACAGAUAAGGAGGUGCAUAGUGUGUCAAUCAUUCCAGUCUGUCGUUCAGGGAGCUGUCAGUGUCCCGUCUGAAUGUACAUGACUCUGUCUCUCACCUAGGCCACACCUCCCUAACACUGAACUGUCUGGUCUUCCUUUGAUGCUAUUUAUUCUUCAAGUGGAUUAUGUUGUCUUUGGCCAUGUCUACACUUGACACUUACAUGCGACUUCUGCUAUCAGAAUAGGAAGAUCGAAUUGAAGAGACUGGUCUAGAUGCACAAAAGUUCCAUUGUGGCCUGGUUGUGUUCAGAUCUGCCUGACCACUUCAGGAGGGAGUCAGGGAUGCAUUAUGCGCAGAUUUCUCCUCAGUCUGGACACAAUCAGGCUACCGAAAGUGCAUGCAGUGAGAGACAUCAUCAGCACUCUGCCCACAAGUCUCCAGAAAACUGUGUUUUGGGUGCGAGAGGCCCCUUUUCAUAAUAAUGUUGGAGGAAAUACAAUACCGGUCAAAGGUUUUAGAACACCUACUCAUUCAAGGGUUUUUAUUUAUUUUUACUGUGUUCUAAAUUGUAGAAUAAUAGUGAAGACAUCAAAACUAUGAAAAAACACGUGGAAUCAUGUAGUAACCAAAAAAGUGUUAAACAAAUCUAAAUAUAUUAUAUAUUUGAGAUUCUUCAAAUAGCCACCCUUUGCCUUGAUUUGCUUUACUCACUCUUGGCAUUCUCUCAACCAGCUUCAUGAGGUAGUCACCUGGAAUGCAUUUCAAUGAAUAGUAGUGCCAUGCUAAAACUUAAUCUGUGGAAUUUCUUUCCUUCUUAAUGCUUUGGAGCCAGUUGUGUUGUGACAAGGUGUGUGUGUGUGUGUGUGUGUGAGGGGGGGGG
Messenger RNA from Salvelinus fontinalis (brook trout), 9381 nucleotides. RefSeq names its product potassium/sodium hyperpolarization-activated cyclic nucleotide-gated channel 4-like. The transcript is spliced from 8 exons. The coding region runs from base 545 to 4534 and encodes 1329 amino acids. Gene Ontology annotation, molecular function: voltage-gated potassium channel activity. Gene Ontology annotation, biological process: potassium ion transport; transmembrane transport. NCBI's taxonomy places the organism in Eukaryota, Metazoa, Chordata, Actinopteri, Salmoniformes, Salmonidae. Gene Ontology annotation, cellular component: membrane. The record is from RefSeq and is a predicted model, not a curated record.